CCAGAAGUUUUGGGAAAGGGGUCUGCACGGCGGAGCUAGCGGUGCCUCGCUUGUGGUAGAUCUGUCAAGCGUUGCGGAAAAACAGAGCGAGUGGAGAGAGGGAAAAGAUGGUGGAAGACAACAGGUAGCGAUUCUCGAGCAGCUGGAUCAUGUCCGGGACUUUUUAAAGCGAACAGCCACUGAGGAACUAGCUUUCUCGAACCUGACAUCAAAGACGACCACGACACUAUUAAGGAAGGCUACCUCCGCUGAAGCAUCAUAUCCUUUUUUUCUAGGCUCAGACUGUUUUUUAUUUGUUGGAAAGAGAAUCACUGCGCUCUGGUCUUCCUCGGUCCAUCUCAUCAUUAACACCAUGAAGAUCCUUGGAGGUUCCUGCUUUUCAAGUGGUGGAAAAAGAAGGCUGGCUCCUCCAAGGAUAUCGUGGCUCUUGAAGAGGAAGAUGCGGCCGCGUGGUAGCUCUAAGAACAAAGAAAACAGCACUACAGGAAUCUUCGCGGAAGAAACAAGGACGGACAAAAGAUGAUGGUGAACAAGAAAUAGAAAUUUCUGCGCCUACUUCUCCACGACCUAGUAGCAGACCGAUGAAGACAACAGAAUUAGGCGGACGAGACCGAAAUCCUCAGUCAGAUGAAGACAACAGACCGGUGAAUACUCUAGGCGGAGACCGAGAUCAGCAGUCAGUGUUUGUUCCAAAUCAUGGCGCCUUCGAAGUUUUUCCUUCACGCGGUAAAGAUCUCCGAGGAACACGCGUGCUAGAUGACGGACUACUACUAGAUGACGGACUUGGAAUACCUGAUGGUGAUGGACCUGAUGGACAAAAAAGUUAAGGCGCCUUCCCCCACUCCAUCUCUACUAUAGACAUAUGCUUGCGGGAUCCCGCAAGCAGAAGCAUAAUUAUAUGCCUCCCAAGAUGAAUACAAGGGAGAUAGUACUCUCACUCUACUAAGUACUUGAGGCAUCCAUAUUCUACUUGAUGAGGGAUCUACUCCACAGGAAAGAUGAAUUGAAGAGAACAAGUCCUCUAAGACGAGAAAAGUGAUGCUGCAACGGUAAUCUGGCACCCGCGUGACCUAGCAAUCGAUGACCCAACUGUGGACACACAUUGGAAACGUUCGCCUUUCUCUUCUUUGCUGGCGACGAACCUGUUUUUAUCGAGGCUCCUCGUUUUGCGGGCGCACAUUGUCGAGAACCCGCUCGACGAUGGAGGCUAUCAUAUACCAGAAAGUGGAUACGUAUUUCAUCCCGAUGCAGAAUUUGAAAACCCCUUGGCAACAAAUCCAGAAAGCAAAAGUGAUCAGCAUUUGUUUCGGAUUGUGAGGACAGGAGAAAGAGGCGAUACUAGAGGUGGAGGAAGUAGUGGCGGAUACAACGACCACCAGGGUGGCCACUUAAGGACUACCACAUUGCAUUCUUCGCUACCAUCUAACUUGGCUUUUUUUCCAGCAGGUGGAAAAGGGCCAGGGAUGAUCUGAAGAAUGCGCAAAAAUGUCGCAACCUCUAAAACGCGGCAUUUUUUAUUCAGAGGAGUACGCAGCGGCGCUGUCGAAGGGAACGCUGACUGUCUUGGGGAGCAUCCGAGUCGAAGAACAGACUCGAAGAGCGCUCCUUCCGGAGCAGCAUGCGCCACACGUCUUAGCUUCGUCCACGGCAGCAACAGCGUUCCUUCCAAAGCAGCAUCUUGUUGUACCAGCUGAGGCCCCUUCACAGCGGCAUCUUCGAUCGCGUCUACAAGAACAUCAAGGUCGUGUUGAAAAUCCCCCGCGUUCUGACCAACAAGUUCCUCGUGUUGAAAGACCUCCUCAGCAAGUAAAAGACCUCGAGUAUUAUUUGCAGAUAGAAAUGCCGUCUUGGAAGGCUCGGUCUGUGCCUAUGUGUGUCCCGAAUCGACGGGAAUUUCGAUCGGAGAGAUUAUGAAUCAUAUCCGCUCUUGAGAGAGUACAGCAUGAUAGACCUAAUAAUGAGCAGCUUGUUGUAUCAUAAAAAGCACCACUCUAAAAAUGAGCAGCUUGUAUCAUAAAAAGUGCCACUAAUUCAGUACCCCUCCACACUAAAUCAUGAUAGAGUCUUGGUUGGGUUUCCUACUACUACUACUACUGCUACUACUACUCCUACUACUUGCUUACUAGUUGGAGACGAGCAGCCAGCAUGUUUAUACUUGUUCCACUGAAACCGCUUCUGAGAGAGUAGGACGAGUACACCGUCGCUAGUUGUGUACGAAGAAGUAUUACAAGCAAAACUGUUUACUUUCACCCCUGCCUCUACUGGUGCAAGAAAAUCCAGUGGCAUGAUCUUCUGCGACGCUGGUUAGACUAGAAACAUCAACAUCAUACUUCAUACCCAUCAACAUCAUACCCAUCAACAUCAUACCCAUCAACAUCAUACACAUCAACAUCAUACCCACCAACAUCAUACACAUCAACAUCAUAUUACACAUCAACAUCGUACACAUUAACAUCAUACCCAUCAAACAACAUCAUACAUCGUACGCUGAUCAAAAGCUGAGAAAAAGAGAAGAUCGAGAUUCAACAUCCAUCGUGCAAACGAACUCUCUAACAAUAGCAUGCUUCGAUAAGGAAGCAAUCCGCAUACUCGAACCUCAUACCAAGAAACUUAUGGUCUUCGGCUCCUUUCAGUAGCAUCUUUCUUGUUCAUCUUCCUUCAGUCGCAUCUUCUCCUCGGCUCCUUUCAGUCGAUCUUGCUUCAGUAGCAUCUUCUCUCGUUCUUGAGUAUGUUGUGGUGUAGUAAUCAACAGCAACACAUGAACAAUCAAGCAGAGAAUUGAUCAUAUUCUAGCUGUCAUAACUGUAGAAGAUAAUCAACAGCAACCCUAGUAGAAAUGUUGUUGUGGUCCCGACUAGUACUAGUUUAGCUGUACUACAUGUAGGCGCAAGAAAAGGCUUUUGUUGAGUCCUCACGAGUUUACUUAUACUAUAGGUCUAUUAAUAAUAAUAGUGUACUGAAAUACUAGUACAAGAUCAGCAGAAUGCUACAACAUCAGCAGAAUAAUAUCAGAACGGCAAUAGUACGACCCAAGGACGUAUCACCCAUUGCAAUUAUUUAAGAGUUAUAUAUAAGAUUUUAAGAAGUCCUCUUCUAAUUUAAGACGAGUCCCCCGUAAAAAUGAAAAUGGACGUGUCGUUACUUUGGCCGAAGUCUUUUGGCGACCUGAGACAAUUGGUUUUACUACUGACUCAGAUAUACAGUUUUACCUACCCCCUCUUACGGGAGGAGACUUCUUAAGGCGAAUAUUAAUUUCUAGAUAAUAUUCAUCUCUUGUUGGCGCGCGUCUUCGUGGUCCUUGAAAAGCUUUUCAAGGCACCAGACGAAGCAACGUCUAAGACGAGAUGAAUUGCGGCCGAGACCUUUCCUCGUCUAAGAGACGGAAGCGUAGACGGAACAAGCGUAGGAAGUGGAGAGAAAAUUGCUUUGGUUCCUGGACCUGGUGACUUAUCCGACUUAUCCCUGCGUCUAUUAAGGCUCGAAAAUAUUCACAUGCGCGUCUUGCUCUUGGUCGUGAUCCCAACUUCUUUUGUAUAUCCACGACAUCUUGCUCGACUUGGUCCUGAUCCGCACUUCUUUUCUGCUGUACAAGGGGUUAGUAAGUUCUUAGUUUGAUUAAUUGAUAUUUUCUAUAGAUGAUGCAUGCCCAUUCUAUUUAUCUAAAAUUACUAUACUAUUAUUUCUAGUCCCAUGGCCUUUUCAAAAGAGAUGAAAACGGAGAUCACGACUCAGAAAAUGAUGUCGUUUUAGAUGGCUUUGCAUUUAAGUACCCUCUCAAGACAAGAACUACUUCUACAAGGUCUUUUUACAAGAAGAAGGUCUUUCUACACGACGCAAGGUCUACUUUCUAAUAUUCGUACAACAUCCAGCACCUCCGAUCAAAGGAGACGCCACCGACGAAAGAGGAGAGAGUUUCUUGCGUUCCGGAAGAGAGGGCGUUGUGACUCCAGAAGAAGGUAUCUCAACGAAAGGAGGCCUCUCUCUUCGUCUAGUCGACCCCUUUUUACGCUCUGUUGCUGCCCAACUCAUAAAACGGAGCCGCAGCCUCGUCGCGGAACGAGAACCAGAUGCAGGGAUUUUAAGAUGAAGUAGUAGAAGUACUAGUCUCUACCGCUAUCUAAAGUCUGGAGGAUGUCUAAACAAAUUUAGAUCAGAGGUACGAAAUACAAAUAGCUACAAAUAAUAUAAAUAUAGAUGAGAUAGUACUAGUAGAUAUGCACUUGAAUGAUCUUGCUUUUUUCGGUAGUUUUUGUUUUUCCUACUAGUUAGGUCUGCUCAACCACUGUAAAGAGAUGACAACAGUCCUCAGGAUUUACUACCUAGUGCGUAGUGUGGUACCAAGUACCUGGGAACACCUACCCCAUAAAUGGCAUGAGGCACAUUAAUGAUGAAGUACGUUAAUGAUCUCCAUUCACGACGAACAAGUAGCUUCACAUUUAUUCAUAAUAACAAGUACAGUGGUAUUGUAGAAGUUGUGCUAGUCCGUACCCGUAGUAGAAAAUUGGCUAUGGUACUAAUUCUAUCAUCUUCUCCCGUUCUUGUUUCUACUUCUAGUAGGUCAUGACCACCAACACAGAUGGAUAGGAAGAUGGAUGUACUACCAGAAGCGUGACGAUAACUACCCUUUUCUCUCUUCCUCUGGUCUUUCUUUUUUCUAGUUUGUUAGGUCCGUCUGCUCCAACACAAUCUAUACCACCGCAAAUCAAUGGACAAGCCGAACCGUAUGGGCCGGGUGACGUCGCCGCAACGAUAUCACACCGUCAGCAAGCAGACAUCAUCGCUCUUUUGUUAAGCGAGGAGGUCUGAUUCUGAUGAAAGAGAAAGAAGUUCCAAUACCUGUCCUUUUACUCUCUUUCUCAUCUUUACGUAAAAGGGGUUGGUAGUUUUUACAACUGCUAAUAAGCUCUGCUCGCAGGGAGGUGGAGACGGGACAAGAAUGA
Amoebophrya sp. A25 is the source of this 4940-nucleotide messenger RNA. Lineage: Eukaryota; Dinophyceae; Syndiniales; Amoebophryaceae. The record is from the annotation of a GenBank genome assembly.